This is a messenger RNA of Pseudopodoces humilis (Tibetan ground-tit), 2496 nucleotides long. The record is from RefSeq and is a predicted model, not a curated record. NCBI's taxonomy places the organism in Eukaryota, Metazoa, Chordata, Aves, Passeriformes, Paridae.
AUGGCGCUGGGCAAGGCCAGCAGGUCCAAGCGAGCCCGGGGCUGCGGUAGCCUGAGGCCGGGAGGCAGAGGUGGCGCUGGGCCGGCGCUGCGAGCGCGGCAGAGCACGGCAGGGGCCGCGGGCCUGAGGAGGGUCGGACGCCUCCGUGGCCUCGGGCAGGAGCGCGAAGCGGCCUGGGCUGUGUCUGGCGAGGGCACGGCCGAGCUGCGGGCAGAGCAGGGCUCCCGAAGGGCAUCGGCGCUGGCUGAGGCCUCCUCGCGGCGCUGCCCCGGAGCCUCUCCGGAGACGGCUGACGGCGGAGGUGAACCAAGGAAAUUUGACCCGAAGUUCAGAGGACCUAUUCAUAACAGGCACUGCACAGACAUUAUUUGCUGUGUGAUCUUCAUAGUUGUCAUUCUGGGUUACAUUGCAUUAGGAGUUGUGGCUUGGGUGCAUGGGGACCCCAGGAAAGUGAUUUAUCCAACUGACAGCUAUGGACAGUUCUGUGGUCAGAGAGAUACCCUCAAUGAGAACAAAACCAUUUUGUUUUACUUCAAUAUUCUGAAAUGUGCCAGCCCCGUAGUGUUAAUAAACCUACAGUGCCCUACAACACAGCUUUGUGUCUCAAAGUGCCCAGACAGGUUUGCAACCUACAUUGAUGUUCAGGCUUCCUACAGAUACAGACCAGAUCAGUGGAAUUACUUCAGGCAGUUCUGCAAACCUGGUUUUAACAAUCCUCGCAAGUCUGUUGCUCAAGUCCUACGUGAUGAAGAUUGUCCUUCGAUGAUCAUUCCAAGCAGGCCUUUUCUGAAGAGAUGCUUCCCAGAUUUCUCCACGAAGAAUGGUGUGUUGACCGUGGCAAAUCAGACUACAUUCAAAGAUGGAAGAGGGAAAACAAGAAAUGUAACUGAUCUCAGGGAAGCUGCAAAUGGCAUCAAUAAUGUCCUGGAUGCAAGAUCAGUUGGAAUGAAAAUUUUUGAAGACUAUGCCAUUUCUUGGUAUUGGAUUUUAAUUGGGCUGUUCAUUGCAAUGAUGCUGAGUCUGCUCUUCCUUGUGUUGUUGAGGUUCACAGCUGGGGUUCUCUUCUGGAUUUUCAUCUUUGGUGUGAUUGGUAUUAUAGGUUAUGGCAUCUGGCAUUGUUACUGGGAGUAUGAUCAUCUUAAAGGAAUACCUGGAUCUGACCUCACUGUUUAUGAUAUUGGAUUCCAGACAGACUUCAAAGUGUACCUGCAACUGAGGCAAACAUGGUUAGCCUUUAUGAUAAUACUUUGUGGUGUUGAGGUCAUUAUCAUACUGAUGCUGAUCUUCCUAAGAAAUAGGAUCCGGAUUGCUAUUGCACUGUUGAAGGAAGGUAGUAGGGCAAUUGGCUAUAUAAUGUCUACACUGUUCUACCCAAUCGUCACCUUCUUACUCAUUGCAAUUUGUAUUUCCUACUGGGCUGUGACAGCUGUUUUUCUGGCCACAUCAGGAGAACCUGUGUACAAAGUAAUGGCUAAUCAAACACUGUGCAAGUAUGCAAACCUGACUUGUGACCCAGAGACUUUUAACACAACCAAUGUGACUAAAUUGUGCCCAGGUGCUCAGUGUACUUUCGCUUUUUAUGGAGGAGAAGGCCUGUACCAUAAGUACAUCUUCAUCUUCCAGUUAGCCAAUGCCUUUGUCUUUCUCUGGCUGGUGAACUUUGCAAUUGCACUGGGUCAGUGUACCCUUGCUGGUGCCUUUGCCUCUUAUUACUGGGCCUACCGAAAGCCAGCUGAUAUUCCACUGUGGCCACUCUUCUCUUCAUUUGGACGAGCAAUACGAUACCAUACAGGUUCACUGGCAUUUGGAGCCUUAAUUCUUGCGAUUGUCCAACUUAUUAGAGUAAUACUGGAGUACCUGGAUCACAAACUGAAAGGUACUCAGAACUCCUUCACUAGAUUCCUACUCUGCUGCCUCAAGUGCUGUUUCUGGUGUUUGGAAAAAUUCUUAAAAUUUAUAAACAGAAAUGCCUACAUCAUGAUUGCCAUAUAUGGUAAAAACUUCUGCACCUCAGCAAAGGAAGCAUUCUUUUUGCUCAUGCGGAAUGUGGUGAGGGUUGCAGUUCUGGACAAAGUUACAGACUUCCUUCUAUUUCUGGGGAAAAUCCUUGUUGCUGGUGGUGUGGGUGUUCUUGCAUUCUUUUUCUUCACACAGAGAAUACCAGUCUUUGCACAGGAAGUGCCAAUGCUAAAUUACUACUGGGUACCAUUGUUGACAGUCAUCAUUGGCUCCUACCUAGUUGCACACGGGUUCUUCAGCGUCUAUGCAAUGUGUGUCGACACACUUUUCCUCUGCUUUUGUGAAGACCUGGAAAGGAAUGAUGGAUCUACAGCAAAACCCUACUUCAUGUCAGCUAGCCUCCACCGAAUUCUAGGAAAGAAGAAGCUAAGCCCUAAGAAGGCAGUGGGAUAAUGAACACUAAACCUCAACAUCAAAAAGUGUCACUUUUAAGCAAAACAUGUAUAAAGUAGGCAAAAGUAAAAACUGUAAAUGAUG